AUGGCUGAAGGAGACGCACCCAAAAAGGACUCAACCGCCAAAGAUAACUCGCGAAAUUCUCCAGCGUCCAAAGGUGAAAACGCUGCUGCGGGGACUCACGCCAGCCCCAAGAAGCGUCGCAAGGUUAAUCAUGCAUGCGUCUACUGUCGGCGAUCGGAGCGGCCGUGUACACGAUGUAUAAAGCGCAAUAUUGGCCACCUGUGCCAUGACGAGCCUAGAGAACCUUCAAAGCGCGCUCGGAGUGAACACGAACACUCUGUAGGAGAUGACGAAAGCGUGCAGAACAAUGACUUUUCGAACGUCCUUCAAGUUCUCGGUUACAAUGAUUGGCUUGGUGGUCAAAGCCAAUUUCAGGAUAUGCACACUUUCCAUCCUUCGUAUAUGUUCAAUGCUCCGGAGGUCACAAAUGAGUACAACCUUCUUGGUGACUUCCUGAGUAACAGUCUCUUGGAUGACGGAUCUAUGUUCCAGAAUGAUGAUCUGCAGGGGAUCUACUCUGACCCGACGUUGAUCGGUUCGAUGGCAACACUCGGUGGGGGACCUAACGCGGCGCUACUUCAGCAAUCGCAACCGCCGCCUUUGACCCAGACCCAACCAUCUCAGGGCGAAUCAAUCCAGGGUCCGAUUAGUGGAGCGGUCAAUGAUAAAGCGCGGGAAACAUAUUACAUGACGGCAGCAGAUCCUUCCGGGUCUGACCCACCGGAAGAGCGAAUGAACAAGCUCCUGAAGGCUAAAUACGAUGCUGGCCUUCUCAGGCCAUUUAACUACGUAAAGGGCUACGCCAGGUUAAACCAAUAUAUGGAAAAGAAUCUGCAGCAAGCCUCGCGCCAGAAGAUUCUCCGACAACUCGAUAAAUUCAGGCCAAAGUUCCGGGAGAGAAUGCAGAGUCUGACGGAUAUCGAGCUUAUCCUUGUGGAGAUGUGGUUUGAACGGAGCUUGAUGGAAUACGAUCGUGUCUUCGCUAGUAUGGCGAUUCCAGCUUGCUGCUGGAGGCGUACGGGUGAGAUCUUUCGAGGCAAUAAGGAGAUGGCAGAAUUGAUCGGAGUUCCAAUUGAAACUUUAAGAGAUGGCAAGCUAGCCAUUCACGAAAUUAUUGUGGAAGAUCAGCUUGUGAGCUACUGGGAGAAAUUUGGAGCAAUUGCUUUUGAUAAUACACAAAAGGCAAUGCUAACAAGCUGUACAUUGAAAAGUCCUGACUCUAACGCUCCUGGCGAUGGAAUCCCUUGCUGCUUUUCAUUCACAAUACGGAGAGACCCGCACAAUAUAGAUGGCCCCAUGAGUUUGCUGUCAAGGCGCUUCAGCUUGAGAUUUUAA
This is a messenger RNA of Aspergillus oryzae RIB40, 1314 nucleotides long. RefSeq names its product gluconeogenesis transcription factor RDS2 (gene acuM). Gene Ontology annotation, cellular component: nucleus. The transcript has 6 exons. Gene Ontology annotation, biological process: regulation of DNA-templated transcription. NCBI's taxonomy places the organism in Eukaryota, Fungi, Ascomycota, Eurotiomycetes, Eurotiales, Aspergillaceae. The coding region runs from base 1 to 1314 and encodes 437 amino acids. Gene Ontology annotation, molecular function: zinc ion binding; DNA-binding transcription factor activity, RNA polymerase II-specific; RNA polymerase II transcription regulatory region sequence-specific DNA binding. The record is from RefSeq and is a predicted model, not a curated record.